CGUUUAGCAAGUUAUUUUUUUUUCCUAUUAACCAUUUCUUUCUUCUCCUCAGUGAAUUUUUCCAAAAUAAUUAAAUUUAAAUUAAAAAGAAUAUUUUCUGGUAAGUAUUUUCUCCGAGCGAACCAGUCUGAAAAUCUCCAACUCCCAACCACGAGAUUGAGGGAUAAGGGUUAGCAAUGGCGUCUUGGAGCUUGGGUUUAGGUUCAUGCCCAAAGACUCCAAAAUUCCAUGUUUAUAGCAGAAAAAAGGAGAAAAACAGAGAAAAUUUUCACCCUUAUAAAGUCAUCGAAAUUACACCUCCCCCAAAACACCUCGGCGUCCGUUGCUUUCCCCCUAACUUGCAAUGUGGGGAGAGUGUGACUAUCGAAGGCCAAGCUUAUACAAUCUCAGCUGUAACUCAUCGAUACCACCUCCGAAAAGGCAAGUAUGAACCUAGUGAGAAGAGGCUUGAUGUUUUAUCUACAGGAAGAUAUAUCUUAAACCUAUAUCUUGAAAAUUUACUAGAUCAAUCUUGAUAUCUGCUUUUGACUACGAGGAACUUGUGUUAACUAUCAAAAUAUGAUGCAUUUUUUAUCAUAUGCAAUUCCAUCAUUUGCAGCAUAAUUUAUCUCAUUAGUUACUAUGUCCCAUGUACAGAGGAAAACAGAAGUAAAAUGAAGGGUUUUAUCAUAAAAUGCAUAUUGAGAACUGCUUCUAAACUUGGUCUUUCAUAUUCUGUAAUUUGAAUAGCUGUGUAAACUAAAGUUAUAUUAAAAUAUCGUUUGGUGUGUAUACAA
This is a messenger RNA of Humulus lupulus (European hop), 776 nucleotides long. RefSeq lists its product as uncharacterized. Bases 177 to 515 code for a protein of 112 amino acids. The transcript has 3 exons. NCBI's taxonomy places the organism in Eukaryota, Viridiplantae, Streptophyta, Magnoliopsida, Rosales, Cannabaceae. The record is from RefSeq and is a predicted model, not a curated record.